Trichosurus vulpecula (common brushtail) is the source of this 765-nucleotide messenger RNA. RefSeq names its product N-alpha-acetyltransferase 38, NatC auxiliary subunit (gene NAA38). Gene Ontology annotation, cellular component: NatC complex. Lineage: Eukaryota; Metazoa; Chordata; Mammalia; Diprotodontia; Phalangeridae. The record is from RefSeq and is a predicted model, not a curated record. Gene Ontology annotation, molecular function: RNA binding.
GCACAGCUUCAUGGGAACGGUAGUCCGGCUCCCUAACGCCCCAAAAUGGAGUUCCUGAUUAAUGGGGACGGGAAGCAGAGAACACGAAGUGAGCGGGACAUACAAAUAGACCCUGUUUGCGUCCACUCCACGGUAGACGGCACAGCUUGGGACUAAGUACAGAUUUCACGAAGUAGAGCGACACGAGUUCCCGCGAGAUUUCAGACUGCGCGCAUUAAGCGCUUCUGGAGAAAGCGAGGAGGGGCCCCGGAGGAAGAGCCGCCGCCGGUGUCUGAUGGCAGGAGCUGGGGCGACCGUACUGCUGCGAGAGGAGAACGGCUGCUGCAGCCGACGCCAGAGCAGCUCCAGCGCUGGGGACUCCGACGGGGAGCGCGAGGACUCGGCGGCGGCCGCUCGCGCGCGCAGGCGCUUGGAGGGCCUGCUCAACAAGAACAUGCGCAUUCGCAUGACAGACGGGCGCACCCUGGUGGGCUGCUUCCUGUGCACGGAUCGGGACUGCAAUGUCAUCCUGGGCUCCGCGCAGGAGUUCCUCAAGCCCACGGAUUCUUUCUCAGCCGGGGAGCCCCGUGUCCUGGGCCUGGCCAUGGUUCCUGGGCACCACAUCGUUUCUGUUGAAGUACAAAGGGAGAGCCUGACCUGCCCUCCCUAUCUGUGACUCUUGGCCCUCGGCCCCCACUAGGGAGUUCAGACUGGGAAGCUGUGAUUAUCUGUCUUGCCUUCAUGUUCCCUCUUUCAUCUUCUGAUUAAAGCCUGUGAUCUCCUGAC